Molecule: messenger RNA, 1718 nt
Organism: Sorex araneus (European shrew)
Lineage: Eukaryota; Metazoa; Chordata; Mammalia; Eulipotyphla; Soricidae
Gene: RLBP1
Product: retinaldehyde binding protein 1
Exons: 8
Coding region: 206-1159 (317 amino acids)
Cellular component (GO): membrane
Molecular function (GO): phosphatidylinositol bisphosphate binding
Source: RefSeq, a predicted model, not a curated record
GGAGAGGGCUGAGAAGUUCCUCAUGACUCAGUAAUCUCAGCCUGCUGAGGGGACGGCACCCUGGCCAAAGCAGCUGUCAGCUCCUCGAGGCAGGUCGUGGCAUCGGCUGGACCCCAGGAAGAGCUGUGGAACCUGGGAGGGAAAAGACUGCCCACAGGGACGAAGACAGGGUGCCCAGAGCCUAUUUCCCGUGGACGCCCAGAGCAUGGCCGAGGAGAGGGGCCUGUUCCGCGUGAUUCCCGAGGAAGAACAGGAACUCCGAGCCCAGCUGGAGCGGCUCAGCCCCAAGGACCACGGGCCUGUCUUUGGUCCCUGCCACAAGCUUCCCCGCCAUACCCUGCAAAAGGCCAAGGAUGAGCUGAACGAGCAGGAGGAGAAGCGGGCAGAGGCAGUGCGAGCGCUGCAGGAAAUGGUCCAGGCGCAGGCGGCCACAGGGCAGGAGCUGGCCGUGGCCGUGGCUGACAGAGUGCGGGACUGGGCCAGUGCUUCCUUCCUGCGCUUCAUCCGUGCACGCAAGUUCAAUGUGGGCCGUGCCUAUGAGCUGCUCCAAGGUUAUGUCCAGUUUCGCCUGCAGUAUCCAGAGCUUUUCCAGAACCUGAAUCCUGAGGCUGUCCGUUGUACCAUCGAGGCUGGCUACCCUGGGGUUCUCUCCAGCCGGGACAAGGAGGGCAGGGUGGUCUUGAUUUUCAACAUCGAGAACUGGGACAGUGAAGAGAUCACUUUUGAUGAGAUCCUGCAGGCCUAUUGCUUCAUCCUGGAGAAACUUCUGGAGAAUGAGGAGACACAGAUCAAUGGCUUCUGCAUCGUGGAGAACUUCAGGGGCUUCACCUUGCAGCAGGCGGCGGGGCUGCGCACCACCGACCUCAAGAAGAUGGUGGACAUGCUCCAGGGCUCCUUCCCCGCCCGCUUCAAAGCCGUCCACUUCAUCCACCAACCCUGGUACUUCGCCACCACCUACAACCUGGUGAAGCCACUGCUGAAGAGCAAGCUGCUCCAGCGGGUCUUUGUCCAUGGAGAGGAUCUGUCCAGCUUCUUCCAGGAUAUCGACAAGGACAUCCUGCCAGAGGACUUUGGGGGCACGCUGCCCAAGUACGAUGGCAGUGUGGUGGCCGAGCAGCUCUUCGGGCCUCAAGCCAUAGUGGAGAACACAGCCCUCUAGGGCACCCCAUAGCCUGCACCCUGCUUCUGGGCCAGCACCCUGGCUCCCUCCCCAGAGUCCUAGCCCCGGAGGGGUGAGGGUCCUGCCCAAACUCCCUAAGGGUUACCUGGUCCCAAGCGGUGGGCAGUACAGUGUGGGGUGGGGGUGGGGCUCCCAGCCCUGGAAGACUGAGGGUUGCAUUCCUGAGAUUGUAGUCAGGCUUCUCAGGGUUUCCUUUAGCACAACACUUGGCUAUUUAGGGUCCCAAGGCUGCCCCCAGACAAUAAACAGGAGACAAAAGAAGGGUCUGUCAGAGCUAGUGAGGGGCUCCCUGCAAUUUUGUGGUGGCUGGUGGCAGGUGAGGGGGAUGCACAUGAAUGUGGGGUGGUUUGAGGGUGCUGGUUUGGUGAGCCUGAGGGGGAUGAGAGCUGGGCACCUCCCUUGUCCGAGGGGUCUCCUGCACUGAACACUCCUGACUCGGAAUCACCCCCAACCCAGUACUGUUGCAAUGUAAUCUGAGUGCUUGAAUCCCAGGGCGCUGACCCCCUCAAAGCUGCUUUCAGUAAAGAGAUUAGAAAUA